Molecule: messenger RNA, 1001 nt
Organism: Lactuca virosa
Lineage: Eukaryota; Viridiplantae; Streptophyta; Magnoliopsida; Asterales; Asteraceae
Source: the annotation of a GenBank genome assembly
ACUUAACCUUUUUCAUCACGAAAAUCGUUUGUAACGUAAUUCAUGUCUAAUGAAGAUAAGAACUAUACACAAAACGCUACUUUUGAUGUUAAAGAAAAGCUCAAUUUUGUGAGAGAUGGAGCCAUCAAAUUGCCACCAGGGUUUAGGUUUCAACCCACCGAUCAAGAGAUUGUGUUUCAAUAUCUGGUUCGUAAGGUCUUCUCUUGCCCGUUGCCUGCCUCCAUCAUCCCUGAAAUCAUCAACAUUUGCAAGUUCAAUCCUUGGGAUUUACCAGGUGAGUGGGAGCAAGAAAGAUACUUCUUUAGCAAGAAGGAGGCCAAGUAUGGGCAAGGAAAUAGAGUAAAUAGAAAGAGUGGUGAUGGGUAUUGGAAAGCAACUGGUUUUGAUAAGCAUAUCACUAGAUGUUGCAGUAACAAUACCAUUUCCAGAAAGAAAGAUACCAUUACAGGGAUGAAGAAGACGCUCGUGUUCUAUAAAAACAAACCAUCAACGACUAGAACUCAUUGGAUCAUGCAUGAGUAUCACCUUGUUCAUUCGCCUGCUUCACCAACAACCACCACAAACGAUAAGAAAUCUUGGAUUCAGAUGGGAAAUUGGGUUUUGUGUCAUGUAUUGUUGAACAAAAGAAGUCGAAAAUCGUUUGAAGAUGAUACUGGGAAGAGGUUGGGCUCACAGGAACAAAUGCGUCCAAAUUUUACGAGAGAUGAUGAUGAUGAUGAUGCAAUUUCUAUCAAUUGCGACGAAGCUACUUCAUCUUCUUCAUCAUGUGGUUCUAGUGUGGUUACUCAAGAAGAGUCCUCGAGUAAGAGCUAUUAGAUGAUAAAGAAACGAAUUAAGAAUGUAUAGUUUAAUCUAAUUAAUGUAACCUUUAUCAUUUAAGAAAAUGAUUUAUCGAGAGGAAAUGACUAGUUUUAAAAUGUAAUAUAUAUUGUUCAAGAAUUUGCUUAUGUAUGAUUAACAUCAUAUUUGAUAGAAGUGAAAAUUAGUAGAUUAGAUGAUGG